AUGGAUACGGAAAGCCGACAUCCUGAGGCCAACCCGGACACCAACCCCUGUGACUCGGCUCCGGAUGACACUGAUCCUGCUCCCAAGAAGUCCGCAAUCAAGAAGAGAACAAAAACUGGCUGCUACAUCAUAUUCAAGGACCCUAUGGGCACCUUUCACCCGAACCAGAUCGGCCCCAUGCCCUUCCAGAGUGCUUCAGCCCACCACUUGCUCGCCAGCCAGCAAGGCUCCUUCGCCAGCCAGAACCCCAGGGCAAUCUCGCAAGGCUCCCUGCCGUUCAUCGCGCCGCGGCCGCCUUUGAUGAACGACGUCGCCCAGUACCAGCACCAGCUUCCUCAUCAUCCCAGUAUGCCCCCACGACAACAUCCCCUUCACAUGCAAGGCAUUCCCGCCGGCCACGAACUCCAUUUUAUCCCGCCAGGACAUGCACAGCCCAUGGCCCCGAUGCCCAUGUCCUAUGCACCUUCGGCCCAGCCUGAUUCUCAUGGACAUGCAUCCUUUGCGCAGGUCUGGGAGCCUCAGCCGCCCCUGACUGGCCAUGGCGGUUCCUACGAUGACUCUGGCUUCUUGCCCUCCGUCGACUAUGGUGGCCCUUUGACCGUGCCUAUAGCGGUGCCUACGCCCGCACUUGUACCUGCUGUCGGGUGGUCGUCCGAUGGGAACUAUGAUGUUAUCGACUUUCCUCCGGUCCCACGAUCGCAUGAUUACACACGAGUCUUUGAGAGAGGCAAUGCAGAAUACUCAGCUCAAUCGGCUAUGCAUUCGGAAGAGGGUUAUUGGUACUCGGACGACGAUGCAUCCAUGGGUGAUUCUGAAGACGAAGAGGCAACAGACCAAAUGGAACACGUACAGGCAAACGAUCUGGGUGUAAUUGUUGCAAGACGUCUGCCAAACCGUCCGUUCGACGCCUUUGGCACUCAGCUGCGCACCUUUUCCAACUUUGCCGACGCAAAUGUCUUGGCCGAUUACGUCCCAUCGUCGCUGAACUCGCCCCUGACUGAUGCUCGCACAGCCUCUGUCUUUUGGUACUUUGUUAAUGUCACAGGACCAAGCAUGUCUCUCUUUGAGCGCUAUCCCGUUGAUCCCUCCCCCAUUUUUGAAGGGCGCCCUGUACCUCGCUCAAGACAGCACAUUUGGACAUAUACCUUCCCUACCAUCGCGCUUAACCACCCGGCUUUGCUUCAAGCCAUGCUGGCGUUGGGCAGUUUGCAUAUGGCCAAGCUCCAAGGCAUUCCCGCCACUGCUUCGAUGAAGCACUACCAUCUGAGCUUGCGAAGGAUUGCCCGCAACUACCAAAGCACAUCUCGCCGUGUACAACCUGCCACGCUUGCCGCCACUAUGCUUCUAGGCUUCUAUGAAGUCUGGAACUCGGACCACGACAAGUGGUGCAAGCAUAUGUGGGGAGCGCGGGCUAUCCUGAGGGAAAUUCCUCUCCGGGAGAUGACCAAGAAGAUGAUUGCCCUUAAGCGGAAGCGUCGCCAGGCCCUCUAUCAGGGCAGCUUGGACCACGACUCAACGAUGCCCGAAGACGGCAUCGUUGCCGACAAGGAUAUUGAUCUAGUCGACUCGGUUAUUGUGUCUCAACUCUCUGGAUUGCCCGUAGGCUACGACCAAGAUGAAGACGUGACCUCUUCCUCGUUUCACAAUAGACGAUCUACUUCUUGGACCACCCCUGACGCCUAUACGGAGAAAGAUAUAAAAACAUAUCACAUCCUCAGUGACUUAUUCUGGUGGUAUGCGAAGAUGGACGUAUACCAGAGCAUAUUGGGAGGAACGCGGCUCCUGAUGGAAUACAAGUGCUGGACCCAAUGCGCCCCUCGUGCCCCUAUCAACAGGAUCGACGCCUUUCACGACCAGGACCGUAAGCGCCAAGCGAGGUGGCCAGACGGGCCACCGGGACCUCGGGGCCAAGGCCAGUCGCCGCCACCUUUCAUCGGCAUGAUGCCUUCGACGGGCAAUAUAACUAUCCCCAAAGGCUUCAGCCCUCCGCGGGAACAGAGCCCUGAAAGCGACAGUCAGGAAGAGAUGGACUUUGAUGCAAGCACGACGGCAGCACUUUGCAAAUGGGAAAGCAUCAAGCAGACACUUGAACAUUUCCGGGCUCAAUUGGGUCCCGACUUUGAGCCUUUAGGUCCGGAAUACGAGCCUCCAGCAAGUAGUCCCUUUGGCCUGGUGCUGAAGUACCGCACAUAUGGAAUUGCGAGCAUCUGGAUGAACUACUACAUGGGAAUGAUUGUGCUGCACCGCUGCCAUCCAUCAAUGCCUCACAUAGCCAUGGCCGCGGCUGCCAUGGCCGGGCGCCAGACAGCACCGUAUGCCAACCAGAUUGGCCGCAUCAUUGCGGGACUCACCGUCGAAGAUCUUAACACCAUGGUGCACGUGAGCACUCUUCUCGGCGCCGUCUCCAUCGAGAGCUCAUUCCCGCUGUUUGUGGCGGCCGUUCAGUUUCAGGAUACGGCGCAGAGACACUGGACGGUUCGACAGAUGCACAAUGUCGCUCGGUUGACAGGCUUUCAGUCUGCCCGUCAUAUCGCUACCGGCUGCGAGACAUGCUGGACGAAAGCUGCCAGCAUGGGUCGCGGGCCGCCAUACGAACCGCCCACAGACGUUGCGGAGGUUCCCCAGUCCAUCUGGAAUCGGCCAAAGAGAAUUGUGGAUCGGAUUCGCGAGCUUGAGGAAGAAGACGAGGAGCUGGUCUUGUCUGCCACCGAGCGAUCCCGUUACGCCGUGGGAUUACUAAGCAUGGAGUCAGACCUCGAGAAGCUGAAGCUAAGCGACAAGGCUUAG
Molecule: messenger RNA, 2787 nt
Organism: Grosmannia clavigera kw1407
Lineage: Eukaryota; Fungi; Ascomycota; Sordariomycetes; Ophiostomatales; Ophiostomataceae
Product: c6 zinc finger domain containing protein
Exons: 6
Coding region: 1-2787 (928 amino acids)
Biological process (GO): positive regulation of transcription by RNA polymerase II
Cellular component (GO): nucleus
Molecular function (GO): DNA-binding transcription factor activity; transcription cis-regulatory region binding
Source: RefSeq, a predicted model, not a curated record